Messenger RNA from Aspergillus nidulans FGSC A4, 1663 nucleotides. Its product is annotated as threonine synthase THR4. The record is from RefSeq and is a predicted model, not a curated record. Bases 110 to 1663 code for a protein of 517 amino acids. Gene Ontology annotation, molecular function: pyridoxal phosphate binding; threonine synthase activity. The transcript has 4 exons. Lineage: Eukaryota; Fungi; Ascomycota; Eurotiomycetes; Eurotiales; Aspergillaceae. Gene Ontology annotation, biological process: amino acid metabolic process; L-threonine biosynthetic process.
CUCCUUUCUUUUUGAAUGUCCGUGAAAUCACAACAGAAGUAAUAUCGAUACUUAAAAAUCUGCUCCUUUUAUACACGGUAUAGCCGUUCUUUACCUAUCUCAAUCGACCAUGUCGCAUACGCUGUCCCAAAAGUACCUCAGUACGCGGGGUGGUUCCUACGGGUUCGGCUUCGAGGAAGCCGUUCUCAAAGGACUGGCCUCAGAUGGCGGCCUCUUCAUUCCCGAGGAGAUCCCCUCCCUGCCCGCCGGAUGGGAGACGGAGUGGCGCGAUCUGAGUUUUGAGGAACUCGCAUUCAACAUCAUGUCCCUCUACAUCUCACCCUCCGAAAUACCCUCUGAAGAUCUCAGGGAUAUCAUUAAGCGCUCGUACUCGACCUUCCGCCACCCCGAGCGUACACCCAUUGUCGAGCUUGACGCAAAGCAGAACCUCUACCUUUUAGAACUGUUCCACGGCCCUACAUUCGCUUUCAAGGAUGUUGCGCUUCAAUUUCUCGGAAACUUGUUCGAGUACUUUCUCAUUGUCGGCGCUACAUCAGGAGAUACCGGAAGCGCAGCUAUUUACGGUGUUCGAGGGAAGAAAGACGUUUCUAUCUUCAUGAUGUUCCCUACCGGAAAGGUGUCGCCCAUCCAGCAGGCCCAGAUGACUACCGUCCUUGACGCCAACGUACAUAACCUCACUGUUGAGGGAUCAUUUGAUGAUUGCCAGGAUAUCGUCAAGGCUCUUUUCGCCGAUCCUGAUAUCAACUCCACCCACAACCUCGCCGCUAUCAACUGGUCGCGUGUCAUGGCGCAAGUGACCUACUACUUCUACUCCUACUUCUCUCUUGUCAAAAACACCGGCUCCGAUGACUCGAAGGUCCGCUUUGUCGUUCCUUCUGGCAACUUCGGGGACAUCCUCGCCGGUUGGUUCGCUAAGCAGAUGGGUCUUCCCACGGAGAAGCUCGUCAUCGCUACAAACGAGAACGACAUUCUUGAUCGCUUUUUCCGCUCCAACGGACAAUACACCAAAAAUUCUGGCGAGGGCAGCGGCGUCAAGGAGACACAUAGCCCGGCCAUGGAUAUCCUAGUCAGCAGCAACUUUGAGCGCCUCCUCUGGUUUCUCGCCCUUCGAACAAACACCUCCUCUGACUCCAUUGAGGAGCGCCGCAAGCAAGCCUCUGAAAACGUCAGCCAAUGGCUCUCACAGCUCAAAACGGAAGGCGGCUUCACCGUCCCGCCCGCCGUCAUUGAGGCCGCCAAAACCGAAUUUGAAAGCGAGCGCGUUAGCAACGACGAGACGAUCGCCCAAAUCCGUUCAACAUACAACUCCUCCUUCCCGUCUAACCUCACUCCCGGUAGUGCUACCUCUUCCAAGACUGGCGGCUACAUUCUUGACCCCCACUCCGCCGUGGGUGUUGCGGCUUCACUGCGCUCCAUCCAGCGCAACCCCGGCACGAAACACAUUUCUCUUUCCACAGCUCAUCCUGCCAAGUUUGCUAGCGCUGUAGAUCUCGCUCUUCGCGCCGAGGACGGCUAUGACUUCACCGAGGUCCUGCCUCAGGAGUUCAUUGGUCUCGAGCAGCGUGAGAGCAGAGUUACGCCCGUUCGUGCUGGUGCUGGGUGGGAAGGUGUCCGUGAGAUUGUCAAGGCUGAAGUUGAGCAGGAGCUUGAGGGAAAGCGGUAG